Danio aesculapii is the source of this 1596-nucleotide messenger RNA. RefSeq names its product CUB domain containing protein 2 (gene cdcp2). The record is from RefSeq and is a predicted model, not a curated record. NCBI's taxonomy places the organism in Eukaryota, Metazoa, Chordata, Actinopteri, Cypriniformes, Danionidae. The transcript has 6 exons. Bases 1 to 1596 code for a protein of 531 amino acids.
AUGGUUUUAAGGAUUGCCGUCUUCAUUCACGCUUUGUUCAUUGCUGGAAAGGUCACCUCCAAGAAAGGUGUCAAAUGUGGAGGAAUCCUCUCUGCCAGCAGUGGCAACGUGUCGAGCCCUAAUUUUCCAGGCUUGUACCCUUAUGACACCGAAUGUACUUGGCUGAUAGUGGUCUCUGAAGGCUCUUCUGUACUGUUGACUUUUCAUCACUUUGAGCUGGAGUACCACACAGACUGCGCUUAUGACUACAUCAAGAUAUACAACGGCAUAUCUGAGGAUGAAGGAAACCUCCUGGGGAAAUUCUGUGGAGAUGUUUCUCCUCCUCAGUUCAGCUCGUCCUGGAACGUCAUGUCUAUCAUCUUCCAUUCAGACCGCCAUGUUGCACGCAAGGGUUUCUCGGUGGGAUAUAGGAAAGAUAUGUGUGGUGGAGUUUUGACCGGUCUUUCGGGGGUCAUCGCAAGCCCAGGUUAUCCACAAGACUACAGCAACAAUGCAGAGUGCUCCUGGACUGUACACGUGUCCAAUCAGAGUCUGGUCAGCCUGGUGUUUCUCGACUUCCAGUUGGAAAACAACGAGGGCUGCAACUUUGAUUAUGUGGCUCUUUUCGAUGGCCCCACCGUUAAACACCAUCACCUGGGUAAUUACUGCGGCAACGAGCAACCUCCCAACACCAUCACCACAUCAAACCAACUGCUGGUGGUCUUCAAAUCGGAUUUCAACAUCGGAGGGAGAGGUUUCAAAGCCUAUUACUUCUCAGGAGAGUGCCAGCAGUUUCUCAAAGACAUCAGUGGGAACUUUACUAGCCCUCACUAUCCAAACAUCUACCCCAACAACAUCAACUGUCACUGGACCAUCACUCUAGCAGCCGGCUACAGGGUCAAGCUAUUUUUCCCCUUUCUGGAGCUUGAGGAUCGGAACAGCCUGACCAGCAUGUGUGACUAUGACUCGGUGGCCGUGUAUGAUGGAGACAGCGAGGCAGACAGUGUGUUGGGUCAGUGGUGCGGCAGUGAACAGCCUCCAUCUUUGACCUCCAAGGGAAAUAAACUAUUGGUCGUUCUCAACACUGACCGGAACUACGCUUUUAAGGGCUUCACGGCUUCCUAUUUAGGGGUGGUGCCAGUCAAUAUAAGCUGCACCAGGACGGAGUUUCAGAUUCAGAUCUCCAGACAGGCUUUACCUCAGCUGGAACGUGAAAACAUUUACCUGGGGAAUCCAUCCUGCUCGGCCCAACUCACAGAAACAUCCUACAAAAUUCUAGGCCGCUUUGUCAACUGUGGAACUGCCGCACAGAAACGUCAAAACAUCACCAUGCUGGUGAACUCGCUGUACAUUGACGUUUCUGAUGGUCCACAUCAGAACAUUCAGGAGUACGAGGUGCAGUGUGACGCCCAGAGGAAGGUGGCCAUGAUCAACAUCAUCUCGGCUGAAGAGCGAAACCGGCUCAAUGAACUUGCCCGUCUGGCCGAGCAAUCGAACAACAAAAGCAUCAGUAAAAAAAGCGAACCACACGAGACGAGCGACAUCAUCUUCAUCAGCAUCUGUGUUCUGGCCGUCAUCCUCAUGCUAAUUGCUAUUGUGUGGCUGGUGCUCUUAUAG